CACUAGAAGGCACAAUGAAGGAAGGGGAGCCAGGCCCUUUGCAAGCAUUACAUGGCCAGCAUACAGUCCAUGGGAACAAACGCUCUCGAGAAGCAAUCUCAUCCCAGGAGAUGCACAGUGUUAUGAAAAUAGAUUGCUGCCAGCGAAGAUGUUGCAGCUAUUUCACACCUGAACAAGUCGAGGAAAGCCGGACAGAAUAUUGGGCACUACGGCAAGCAGAUCAGCGGAAGUGGCUGAGAAAAACAAUUCGAGAUGCACAGGGCGUAUACAAAAUCCAUGGCCAUGUUAUCUGUGAAGAGGGAUUCUUGGUCAUCCAUAAGAUUGGAAAAAGAAGGUUUUGGAAUCUAAAGAAAGGCAAAGAGGCUCCUGCUUCUGAAGUUCCCAGAGUCAGAAGACCAACUGAGGCAGGAGUACAUGCAGCUAAAUGGCUCGAGGACUACAUCAGGUUUUUUGCUGACAGACAGCCAGACCGUGAGGAGCUGCAUCUUCCUGCAUGUCUGACCAAAGACAUGCUGUUCAAAUCAUACGAAGAUGAGAUGAAGCAAGGCAAAAUUCGACCUGUCUCAAGGAGCCGGUUUCACGAGAUUUGGUUGCAACAGAUGCCGAAUGUAAAAAUCAGAAAGGAUCCAGAUGAUCUACCACAGUGCCAGACAUGUGCCACAAUACAGACUGGCCUCAUGCAGUUGCCAUGCAAACAAGAUCGAGAGAAAUUCUUAAAUCUGAGAUCAACUCAUCUGGAAUUGCAAGCGAGAUGUCGCAAGAAAUAUUACAAACACAUAAGAAAGGCUGCCAAAGAUGGACUGGAAGGGCGCCACUUAUCGCUGAUCAUAGACGGUAUGGACCAGGCCAAGACACGUUUGCCCCGUUUCAGUGUCUACUCAAAGGCCGAUGCUCAUCUUCACAAAAUGCAGCAGCAUGUUACUGGCAUCAAGGUGCACAACACAAACCAGACAUACCUGAUGACAUGGACUGAUACACUUCAUCCAGAUGCCAAUGUGACAAUAAAUGCCCUUGUCCAUGUUCUACAUGACAUCAGUAAAGAAACGGGCAGACUACCGGAAGUUUUGUACAUCCAGAUGGAUAACUCCGGAAAGGACAACAAAAAUGUGUUCAUAAUUUUGUUUAUGGCAUGGCUUGUCAGAAGAAGAGUAUUUCAGAAGGUGAAAAUUGGUUUCCUCAUGGUUGGGCAUACGCACGAGGACAUUGAUCAAGUUUUCUCGCGUGUGUCCAGUCACCUGAGAAGGCAGGAAGUCUUGACCCUGCCGAACUUGCACAAGGAGAUGCAAGACUCCCAGCACCCAUCCCCGAUCACAACUCACCUUGAAGGAAUAUUUGACUACAAGAAGACUAUGGAAGGUCAGAGAGAUCUGAUAGAAGGCAUCUCUGUACCACACCACUUCAUAAUAGCAGAAGAUGAUGGCUGUGUUAAGAUGCGGUACAGAGACUGGCCGGACACUCCAGAUAAGAGCAUUGAUUUGACACCAAGUAUUCCAAUAGAAUAUUUGCAAGAACUUGUGCCAGUCAACAGCAAAUUUCAUAGGGAAGCAGAGUUUAUGGCAACAGACAUUCCAAAAUGGCAAACCUGUGGAAAACUACCAAGCUCAGCAGUGGAAUGGUGGAGGUUUUUUUUAACAGAUGCCAGCAAAACAACCAAGCCCAGUGUUGCAUUUGUGAAUGACCUGCCUACACAGCAGCCUAGUCUACAAACAGCCACUCUUGAACUGGUAACAACCCUACUCGAAGCUACGGAGCAUCAAGUGAAGGCCCACCAGAAGGUUUCAAACCUUAAAAUUAGGAAGCGGAGACAGCUCAGGGUGUGAAAAAGAAUGAGAAACCUGUAUAGACUUACAAAAAAUGCAGUUAUGGAAAAUAUUAAUUUCAGAUAACAGGAUUAUAACAGUUCAUUAAACAGGUGAACACACAACAAUAUUAAAAGAUUAGUGAGAGCUAAAAGAUUUACAAUGAUCUUUUAUUGUCUAAUGAGAGAGAAAUAUCAUGUUUUCUGCACAUUUCUUUCAAUUUAAACUCAUCCUUUUCGUUGUAUUAACAAUUGUAUCAAUUGUGGUACAUCUUAUUUGGGAGUAAGAGUGCAUCUUUAGAGCUGCACUCUCACAGAUAAAUGGUUUUUGUCAUUUUUUUAAUUCUUGUCUUGUAAAGAGUUAAUUUUUGUGUAAACAUCUUCAAACCAGUGAUAAAAGAUCAAAUUACAUAUUUUCAUAUUUCCUUCGAAAAUAAAUGUUUUA
This is a messenger RNA of Mya arenaria, 2243 nucleotides long. RefSeq lists its product as uncharacterized. Lineage: Eukaryota; Metazoa; Mollusca; Bivalvia; Myida; Myidae. The transcript has 8 exons. The record is from RefSeq and is a predicted model, not a curated record. Bases 15 to 1820 code for a protein of 601 amino acids.